AUGAUAAGUAGGAGGAAAGUCAAAAAGAAAAGGAUCAGGAAAAAUGCUUUAAAUGGCAACAAGCCGGAACCAUCUGUAAACUUAGGUAAUUUGCUGACUACAUAUCAAAAGAUAUGCAAGGAAUCAUGUUGUCCUCCAUCGCCAAAAGUCGUCACUGACCUUCAAAAGUAUAUUAACCUUAAUAAAUAUUUAGUUAGGUUUAUUAUAUAUCCUGACGCAAAUGUUAAGAAUUAUAUGCUAGAACCACUGAUCAAAUCAAUUAGAAAUGUCCAUUACACAUUUAUUAAAGAAUUAUAUUUAUGGAAAAUACCUCUUCAACAUAGUCAUACCGCAACUUUGGCAUUAAUGAUGGAAAAAGGAGACUAUAAAAUAACAACCCUAGAACUAGAGGAUUGCGAUAUUGGUGCUUAUUCUAUAGCUCGAUUAUCAAAAUCAUUUCAGAGUAACACUCUAGUCAAUCUGGUACUAGACUUCAAUGAAUUCGGAGAUGAAGGCGUUGAAGGCCUAUGUAAUGGAUUAAAGGGAAAUUCGAGCUUGAUUAAAUUAAGCUUAAAUUACUGUGGAUUGACUCAUAAGAGUGGGAAAAUUCUAUCUAAAGCAAUUUCAUCCACAGCAAUUAGAGAGGUUUAUCUAGACAGCAAUAAGCUAGGACCUGAAGGGGUUCGAAGCUUAAUUGAACCAUUCGUUGAGCAGUCGAUUAUCGAAGUUAUCGAAAGGCGGCAAGAAAAGGAAAAAAAAGAAGCAGAAGCUGCUAAACUAGCUGCAGAAGAAGGGACAAAGCGUCAGCAACAAUUAAUUAACGAAAUGAAGAACGCAAGUAAUCCUCGUAAAAGCAUAACAUCAAGGAGUGCACUUUUACCGCUGGCGGCGAGAAAAAAGAAGAAGAAAAGGAAGAAAAAAGUAAUUCCGGUACCUCCAGGCGUUGGAGCUUGGAUUAGCAAAUUGCACUUUGCAGACAACGGAUUAGAUCUUAGUCUAUACAACGAUACCUCUGCCCCUCUUGGAAUUAUGAUGAUGCUUAAAAAUUUCAUCGCCAAUUCAACCUACCUUACCGAAUUAAAUUUGGAUGGAAAUUUGAUUGGUGAUCUAGGCGGUUUGGAAAUAAGAGAUGGACUAGUUAUGCGGAAAACAGCACGUCUGCCACAAUUAAAAAUAACGAUCGGUGUAAGAAUGCAAGCCGAAACAUUAACCAAAAUUCUCAAGCUUUCAGGACGAUUAAGUAAGAAAAGGAGACGGGUUAAAAAGAAAUAG
Messenger RNA from Trichoplax adhaerens, 1251 nucleotides. RefSeq lists its product as uncharacterized. The coding region runs from base 1 to 1251 and encodes 416 amino acids. The transcript is spliced from 9 exons. Gene Ontology annotation, molecular function: small GTPase binding; GTPase activator activity. Gene Ontology annotation, biological process: activation of GTPase activity; nucleocytoplasmic transport. The record is from RefSeq and is a predicted model, not a curated record. NCBI's taxonomy places the organism in Eukaryota, Metazoa, Placozoa, Uniplacotomia, Trichoplacea, Trichoplacidae. Gene Ontology annotation, cellular component: cytosol; nucleus; perinuclear region of cytoplasm.